Messenger RNA from Ambispora gerdemannii, 771 nucleotides. NCBI's taxonomy places the organism in Eukaryota, Fungi, Glomeromycota, Glomeromycetes, Archaeosporales, Ambisporaceae. The record is from the annotation of a GenBank genome assembly.
AUGAGUUCAACAACAGAAUUGAAAUUUAUUAAUGAAUCGGAAGAUUACGAGAGUCGCGAAAAACUUCGAGAAAGCUUACGCAACAUUCCUGCAGACAAAGUACCAGCAGUUCAGGUUCCUUUUCCGCCAGAUGUCAAUCCAAAAGAUUUAAUUCGACGUGAUCCAAGUGGAAUUUUACGAGCACGCGCGACAAAUAAAUUCUUGAUAUACCGAAGUCAAUAUGCUAAAGCUUUGAAAGCAAAGGGUUAUUGCAUAUCAAUGCGAACUGUCUCAGCUUUGGCUUCAAAGUCAUGGCAAAAAGAGCCUAGAAAAGUUCAACGUAAAUACGAAGAAUUAGCUAAAGAAGUUGCAAAAAUUCGUGAAGAAAUUAGCACCGUGUCAUCAACCGAGUUAACAAGUGAAAGAAGAGAAAAUCCAUUUGAACUUGCAAGAUUCAAUCCUAGCAACAUCAUAAAUACAAAUAACCCAAAUUUAAUAAACUUGAAUCAUCAAAUUGAAUAUGGAAACAAUAAUGCGGGAUUUCCUUGUGAAUAUCAAGCCCAACAAUUUUUGCCGCAAUGCAACAAUUAUCCCUUCUCGUACGAUAUUAUAAGAAAUUGUCUAAAUCCACUUGAUCCUUUUAUAGAAUCAACGACGGUUCAACAGCCAAUUUUCUCGCCCGAGCAUCAAGUUGAGGUUUCCUGUUUGCCUAACGAACAAUAUGUUUAUUGGAAUGUGAUGAGCGUGAAUCAAAAUCUUGGUUCUUUUUACAACACAACCCAAUAUUCAUAA